AUGAAGGAAGACGCCUCCGGGCCGCUGCUUUCCGCGCGCCCGCAACUCGAUCACCACCGCACGCUGCUGCCUUCGCCAGCAGCAGCAGCUGCUGCUGCUGCUGCUUCAGGCCCUUUUGCUGCAGCAGACAGCUUUAAAGUACCUUUCUUGAGGGGCCCUCAGCCACGAAAAUAUCUUGGGGGCCCCAGGGGGGCCCCCCCAGAUUGCUGCCCUCCUUUGCUGCUGCCUACAAGUGCUGCAGCACCUGCAGAAAGAACUUACAAAGAAGAGAUUCAGCAGAGCAGCACAAAGACCACCAGCAGCAGCGAGCUGGGGCAGCGGAACACAGCAGCAGCAGCAGCAGCAGCAACUGCUGCUGCUGCUGCAGUUGAUGUGGGGACUCAGCCUGCAGAAAAGACGAAGCUGGAGCUGGUCUGCAGGGCCUGGAGAGACGCAGCAAGGCGCCCUUGCGUCUGGAAGUCAGUGGAUGCUUCUCACCGGCCCUUGUCUUCUUUCAAUGGACAGACCACUGGUCACCUCAGUCGCAUUUUAUUCAAAACGGAGUCUCUAGUUCUUGCAGAUGAUGCAGCAGCAGAGGCGCAGCAGCUGCUGCUGCGCCUAGCCGCAGCUGCUGCUGAUCCGCGCACCCACGCGCUGGCCAGCAGCAGCAGCAGCAGCAGCAGCAACAGCAGCAGCAGCGGCAGCGGCAGCAAUGGUAGUAGUAGACGUAGCAGAAGUAGCGAAGGCGAGCCCCAGGAAGCAGCAGUAGCAGCAACAGCAGCAGCAGCAGCAGCAGCAGCUGCUGCUGCUGCUGCUGCUGCUGCUGCUGCUGCCCCCAAGUGGACUCUGCCGUUUCUGCGGCACCUGCGGAUACACCGCAGCAUGGGCGGGGGCUUCGUGAGACACUGUACACCGCAGAGCGUGCUGGCAGCAGCAGACGCCGCGCGCUGCUGCAGUUCUUUUUCGAGUUGCUGCAGAGGCCUCAGCUGUCUGUACACCCUGGAAGAAUUAAUAAUAGAAACAGAAGUGCAGCCGCUGCUGCUGCUGCAGCUGCGGGGCCGCACUCCGCGGCUGCGCACGCUGGUGCUAGCCCAGCUGUGUGCUGCUGCUGCAGCAGCGCCGCCCCCCGCUGCAGCAGCAGCAGCAGCAGCAGCAGCAGCAGCAGCUCAUGAUGAGAAGCCUGUCACGGCCUUCGAGGCGCUGCUGCUGCUGCUCGACGCGCUGCCGCAGCAGCAGCUGGCCGUCUUCGGCUUCGGAAUGGCCCUGGAAAGAUCCCCCAGUGCAGCUAUCAGCAGCAGCAGCAGCAGCAACAGCAGCAGCAGCAGCAGCAGCAGCAGCAGCAGCAACUGCAGCAGCAGCAGCAGCAGCGGGACAGGGGAGUUUAUGGAGGACUUGAAGGCUCUGCGAAGCAGCUUAGAAAAAAGACAAAAAAGCUGCUGCUCAGAAGAAGCAGCAGCAGAUGAGUUGCUGCUGCUGCUGGCCCGGAAGCAGCACAAGGCGCUCACUGCCCUCUGGAUGCCUGAUAUUUGCACGUCUCUGGAAGCAGCAGCAGAACUUGUUCGCUGCUGCAGCAACUUGACGGUUUGCUGCUUCCCGGGAGCAUCAGUGCUGCAGCUAUUAGCUUGA
Molecule: messenger RNA, 1605 nt
Organism: Eimeria necatrix
Lineage: Eukaryota; Apicomplexa; Conoidasida; Eucoccidiorida; Eimeriidae
Exons: 5
Coding region: 1-1605 (534 amino acids)
Molecular function (GO): protein binding
Source: RefSeq, a predicted model, not a curated record